AUUAAAUUUCCAUAAUUAAUUAAACAUUAAAACUAUCAAUAAAUCAUGGAAGAUUAUACACCAGUUGAUGAGGAUUUUCCUGGUCGUUUAUUACAUCAAGCAGCAUUAUGGGAUAAUGCUGAACUCUUGGAGGAUCUUUUACAUGGUGAUCAUUUACAGUAUAUCAACAAUCAAGAUUCAUGGGGUCGUACACCACUUCAUGCAGCAGCAAUGACUGAAAAAUCAAGAUGUCUAGGUGUAUUAUUAUCACAUGGUGCUAAUCCAAAUAUACCAUGUGGUCCAAGAGGACAAGGACGUACACCAUUGCAUGUUUCAACUGAACAUAAUCACAGUGAAAAUAUAAAGCAAUUAUUAGAUCAUAAUGUUGAUAUACAAAAACGUGAUAAUAAUAAUCAAACAGCACUUGAUAUUGCAGUGAUAAAAAAUGAUAAUGAUUGUAUUAAGUUAUUAAAUAAUGCUAUUGAAAAAUAUGAGAUAACAAAAUUAUCAUGUCAUAAUGCAUUGAGAACAGCGUGUUUACAAGGUGAUGGAUUAUUGAUGAAAAAUAUAAUACAAAGUAUUAAUAAUAAUAUUGAUAUUAUAAUAAAUAUGUCACCAGAUGGAAGUAAUACAUUAUUAUUUAUAGCAAGUGAAAUGGGAAAUAAAUAUAUUGUACAAUUAUUGCUAGAUAAUGGUGCUGAUUGUCGUUGUCAUAGUGUUACAAAAUAUUCACCAUUAUAUAUUGCUUGUUGUAAUGGUAAACAUGAUAUUAUUGAUAUACUACUACGUAAUAAUCCAGAACAAAUAAAAUUAACAAGUGUUGAAAAAUGGCUACCAAUACAUGGUGCUGUUAUAAAUGGUCAUUUGACAAUUGUUGAUAUGUUACUCAGGUAUGAUUAUCCACAAUAUUUAUAUGAUAAAUAUAAUGACACUAGUGGUGAGUAUGAAUAUGAAAUGGCAUUUGAUAUUAAUUUACAAGAUGUCAGUGGACAUAAUGUACUUUAUAUUGCAAGUAUGAUUGGUAAUAAUAAAAUUGUUGAUUAUUUGUUGUCAUAUAAAGUUAAAGCACGUAAAAUAAAUGAUGAUGAUGAUACAAUAAAUCCAACGACAAGUCAACAGCAACAACAACCAGCGCCAAUAACAAAAAGACGUAUAUCAAGUGGUAUACAAAGAUUAAUGUCAAGUUUAAAUUUUCGUUGUAAAAAUACAGAUAAUCAAAAAGAUGAUAAUAUGAUUUGUCCAUUAUUAAUUGAUAUUUAUUGUAAUAAUAAUAGUGAAACAGCAUUACAUGCUGCUGUUAGAGGACAACAUACUGAUAUUGUUAUUUCAUUAAUAAAAGCUGGUGCAAAUCCAAAUUUACCAAUAAAUAAUACAAAUUUAUUAACAAUUGCAUGUGAAUAUAGUAAUUAUAAAAUUGUUGAUGUAUUAUUAAAUAAUGGUGCUAUUGAUAAUGAUUGUAAUGCAUUAAAAAUAUCAGCUAAAAAAUGUGAUGAAAUAUUAACAGCAAAACUAUUAUCAAUAAAAUCAAAUCCAGAUUCUGAAUAUAAAAUUAAUAAAAAAUCAAUGAAUGAUAAUACACAACAAUCACAUUUUUCAGCAUUAUCAAAUUUUGGUAAUGUAACAUAUCCAUCAUUAUUUCCAAAUACACCAACAAUGAUUAAUUGGCAUAAUCAAAAAUGUCAUUUAUCACAAAUACGUGUUAAAUGGCUUAUUGAUGCUGUUUUAAAUAUUAAUAAAAAAUUAUCAUAUAAAAAUAAUGAUUUAGCUUUAUAUGCUAUAACAAGAAUUGAUAUAUCAUUAAAUUCAAUAACAACAGUACCAUCAAUAAUUUUUUAUUUACAAAGUUUACGUUAUUUAAAUAUGGCACAAAAUAAAAUUGAUAAUUUAAAUGCUGAUAAUAAAAAUAUAAAAGAUAAAUUAGCACCAGUAUUAGAAGAAUUUUAUUUACAAGAUAAUCGUCUUGAAAAAUUACCAGAAUUUAUAAUGAAUAUGCCAUCUCUUGAAAUACUUGAUGUAUCAAAUAAUAAAUUACAAUGUUUACCAGAUAAUUUAUGGAGAUCACCAAAAUUAAAAGAAUUAAAUGCAUCAUUUAAUUUAUUACGUGAUUUACCAAGUUUAUCAUCACAAAAUAUUGUAUUUAUAAAACAACAAUCACAACAAAAUGAUGAUAAUUUAACAACAAUUAAUAAUAUUAAACAUGAUGAUUCAAUUGAAUUUAAUUCAUUUACAAAAUUAACAAAUUCAGAAAUAAUACAACUUGAUAGACCACAUGUAUGGACAAAAACAAUACGUGUUAGUGAAAAAAUAAUUGAUGAUAUUGAACCAGGUGUUAAUUCAUUAUUAUCAUCAUUAAAUUUAGCUCAUAAUUUAUUUACAUCAAUACCAGUUGCAUUACCAUGUUUAGCUGUUAGUUUAUUACGUUUAAAUAUGUCAUAUAAUUCAUUAAGAUCAAUGGGUCAUAUAACAUCAUAUCCAUCAUCAUUAAAACAAUUGGAUUUAUCAAAUAAUCAAAUAUCAUGUUGGCCAAGUUUACCACAAGUUGAUUGUAAUGCUGAUAAAAUGGAACAAGCAACAACAGCAUGUUAUUCUCCAUCAACAAAUAUACAAAGUCCAAUGAUACCAUCAUCAUCAUCAUCAGUAGCAGUAUCAGCAUCAGCAGCAUCAUCAUCAUCAUCCUCAUCAAAUCGUCAAACAGCAACAUCACUACGUGAUAUUGUAUUAAUGUCUGUAUGCACACAUAGACGUCAUUUACGUCUUGAAAAUUUACGUACACUUGUACUUGCUAAUAAUUUAUUAACAAGAAUACAGCUAACAUCAAUUGAUGAUGGUGAAAUGAUAAAUAUUGAUGAUGAUACAACAAUACAUGAUAAAGAUAAUAAAACAAAUACAAAUAAUGAAUCAAAAUAUAAUUUAUUAUUUCCAAAUGUUAGCAUGUUGGAUAUAUCAAAUAACAAUUUAAAAGACAUACCAUUAAAUAUAAAUGAAUUAACAAAUUUAUCAGUAUUAAAUAUAAGUGGUAAUAAUGAUAUAACUGAGUUACCACCACAAAUGGGUUUAUUAUCAAGAUUAUGGAAUUUAAAUAUACAAGGUUGUCGUUUACAAGAACCACUUAAAACAAUGAUUGAAUCUAAAAAAUAUAAAACAAUGGAUGUUAUUGGUUAUUUAAAAUCAAUUUUAGAAGAUGCUAAACCAUAUGCAAGAAUGAAAUUAAUGAUUGUUGGUAUACAGGGUAUUGGAAAAACAAGUUUACUUGAACAGUUACGUCAAGAGGGUGAUGUACCAAGUAAAAAAAAAUCAACAGAACAUUGGGCAAAACGUAUGGGUAAUAAAAAUAUAAAUAAUAAAACAUCACGUGGUACAACAAUAUCAACAGUUGGUGUUGAUAUUGGUGAUUGGUUAUAUGAAAAAAAAAUACGUGGACAAUCAUCACAUGGUUGUGUUUAUUUUCGUACAUGGGAUUUUGGUGGACAAAAAGAAUAUUAUGCAACACAUCAAUAUUUUUUAUCAAAAAGAAGUUUAUAUAUUGUUGUAUGGAAAAUAAUUGAUGGUUUUAAAGGUGUUAAUGAAAUAUUUCAAUGGCUUAUUAAUAUACAAAGUCGUGCACCAAAUUCACCAGUUAUUAUUGUUGGUACACAUUAUGAUAUAUCAAAUGAACAAUCAGAAAUAUUACAACAAUAUAUUAGAGAUAAAUUUAUAAAUAUUGUUGAUGCUGAAAAACGUGGUUUACCAAAAGUCAUGGAAACAAUUGAAGUAUCAUGUAAAACACGUCAUAAUAUUAAAAUGUUAUGUAAUUUAAUAUAUGAUAUUGUAUUUAAUUUACGUUCACCAGGUAGUAAAGAAUUAUUAUUAGAACAACGUGUACCAGCAAGUUAUUUAGCACUUGAAGAUAUUGUAAUACAACUUGCUAUUGAUAAAAAAUUAGCUGGUUUUGAUCCAGUAUUACGUGCUGAACAAUAUUAUACAUGUGUUAAUAAUGAAUUAAAAAAAAUUAAUCGUUCAUUUAGAGAUCCAGCUGAAUUACAUCAAGCAACAUUAUUUCUUCAUGAAAAUGGUAUAAUAUUACAUUAUGAUGAUGCAACACUUAAAGAUUUAUAUUUUUUAGAUCCACAAUGGCUUUGUGAUAUGUUGGCACAUGUUGUAACAAUAAGAGAAAUUAAUCCAUUUGCAAGAUCUGGUAUUAUGAAGUUGGAUGACAUACAACAUGUAUUUAAAUCAUCAACAAUAUCAACACUAGAUACACAAGGUUAUAUUGUUAGUUUAUUAAAUAAAUUUGAAGUUGCAUUAACAUGGGAUUAUCGUACAUUAUUAAUACCAUCAUUAUUACCAACUGAAGAAGAUUUAAUACGUAAUAAUCAAUAUAUUAAAAUUCCAUUAAAAUCACGUAGUUGGCAUGUUAGAAGUAAAAAAAUUACAUCACCAAUAACUAUUAAUUUUAAUAAUGAUAAUGUUAAUGCUAAUGCUAAUGCUAAUACAACAACAACAACAACGACAAAAUUAAAUCAACAACAAUGCUCAUUAACAUCAAGACCACAAUCGGAUUGUUCAAUAACACGUUUACUUAUUAUGUCAUAUUUUCCAAGUGGUUUUUGGUCACGUUUAAUAACAAGAAUACUUGCUGAUGAUGCUAUUGUUGAUAUUGUCAUGUCAUUUAUAACACCAUUUAAAGAUUUUGUUGAUGAUAAUAUAUUUGCAAGUAUAUUAGAUAUUAAUGCUGAAUGGAUUGUAUGGCAAACUGGUCUUGAAUUAAAAUAUGCUGGUAUAACAUUAUUACGUAUUAAAGAAGUUAAUUGUAAAAUAAAAAAUUCACCAUAUGAUUAUCGUCAAUUAAAAUUUAAAUUAAAACAAGAUGGUAUAUGGUGUUUAGUUGAUUUAAAAAAUUCAGCAAUACUUGAAAUAUGGUUUCCAGUUGAUACAUUAGUUAUAAAACAACCAAUAUUAUCAAAUACAUGUGGUAAAAAUACUAAAGAUAAAGAUAAAGAUCAAGAUCAAGAUGAAGAUGAUGAAGAAGAUGAUGAAGAUGAUGAUGAACCAAUGGGUUAUCAAGCAAUUGUUGUUGAACCAAAACCAGAAAGUAUGCCACAAUUACUUGCAUUAAUUGUUGAUCAUAUUGAUAUAUUAUUAGAAGAUUGGUAUCCAACAUUGGGCACUAGAUUUGUACAUACAUCUGAAGGUAAAUUAUUAGUUACAAGAUUAAUACCAUGUCCAAGAUGUUUAUUAAAUAUGAUUAAUAAUAAUGAUGAAGAAAAAAAUUCAUAUACAUUAACAAAUGAUUAUGAUGAUGAUGAUAAUAAUAGUACUAAUAAAAUUGAUGAUAUACAAAAAAUAUAUUUAAAAAAUAAUGAAAGAAAAAGUCAAGAUAGUUAUAAAUCAGAUGUUGAUUCUGGUGUUGGUUAUGAUUCAUCAACAUCAAGUAGAAUGCCAUCAUUAGAAGGACAUCCAGAUGUUAAUUAUCAUCAAAAAUUAAUUGAUGAUACAAUUGUAUAUUCAUGGAUGGUUGAAGAAUGUAUAUUAUCAGCCUACAGUAAUAAAACAAUAACAUGUCCAAAACAUAUGGAUAUACCAUUAUCACAUAUUGCACCAGAUAUAAUAUUUAUGGAUUUAGGAAUAAAAAAUUUAAUAAAAACAGAUGAUAUUAAACGUGGCAAGAUGCUUGGACGUGGUGCAUUUGGUUUUGUAUUUAAAGGUGUAUGUAAACAACCAUUAACAAAUAAUAAAAUAAAUGUUGCUAUGAAAAUGUUACAACCAGUACCACCAGGACCAAAUUCAAAACAAUCAGCAAUAUUAGCAUAUAAAGCAGCACAAAGUAAAUGGGAUCGUGAUCCAUUACAAUAUGCAUGUAAAGCAUAUUGUACAGCAAGACAAGAAUUAAAUAUAUUAUUAACAUUACGUCAUACAAAUAUUGUACCACUUAUUGGUAUUGUCAUAAGUCCAUUAGCACUUGUACUUGAUUUAGCACCAGAGGGUGCAUUAGAUACUGUAUUAAAAAAUUAUCGUAGAUCAGGCACAAAGUUAGAUUCAUUUACAUUACAAUCAAUAAUAUUACAAGUUGCUAAAGCUGUUGAAUAUUUACAUCAACAACAUGUUAUUUAUCGUGAUCUUAAAUCUGAAAAUGUAUUAGUAUGGAGUAUACCACAACCAUUUCAAACAAAAAUUAAUAUAAAUAAUAAUUAUGAUGAUAAUAAUAAUAAUUUACAUGUUGUACAUGUUAAAGUUGCUGAUUAUGGUAUAUCACGUUUAACAUUACCAUCUGGUGCAAAAGGUUUUGGUGGUACUGAAGGUUUUAUGGCACCAGAAAUUAUUAAAUAUAAUGGUGAAGAAGAAUAUACUGAAAAAGUUGAUUCAUUUUCAUUUGGUAUGUUUAUUUAUGAAUUAAUAACACUUAGACAACCAUUUGAAGGACAUGAAGCUGUUAAAGAAUGUAUACUAGAUGGUGGUAGACCACCAUUAACAUAUCGUGAAACUCAAUAUCCAUGUUAUAUUCUAGAUUUAAUGGUUAUAUGCUGGUCACAAAAUCCAAAAAAUCGUCCAAAUGCAAGUCAAAUUGUAUCAAUAGCAUCAGCACCAGAAUUUAUACAUUUAAUUGAUGUUACAUUAUUAAAUGAACGUACACAUGUUACAGCAAUAACAACAACAACAAAAAUAUUUGAUGAUAAUAAUUAUGGUAAUGAAAUAUGGCUUGGACAUAAUAAUGGUGAAAUUGAUAUGUUACUAUCAAAUGACAAAGGUUGGCUACAACAUGUUAAUAUCGAAACACCAAUAAUACCAUAUGCAAUGUGUGGUGUUGAUGGUUAUAUAUGGAUUGGUGAUAAUACCGGACAAAUACAUAUUUAUUUAGGAACAAAUUUUGCAUGUGUUGGUAAUUUUAAUUUAGAAAAUGAUUAUAAUUCAGAAUCAAAAGUCAUUGGUUUAUUAUACAUUGAACAAAUUAAACAAUUUGUUGUUGCAUUACAUUCUGGUAAAAUAUAUUUAUUAACAAAUAAUUUUACAAAUAUACGUAAAACAAUUAUAAAUACAAAUAUUAUUGAUAAUAAUAUUAAAACAUAUUCAAUAACAUCAAUUUAUCGUAAACGUAAAAUUAUUGAAUUAUGGACUGGUCAAAGUUUCGGCAAAAUUAAAAUAUAUAUUAUUAAAGAUAAUGGUCAAUUAAUUGAUACAUGUGAGCUAUAUCAUAUUGAUAAAAAUCAUGUAAAUUGUAAAAAUUUAUUUGCAACAUAUUUAUUAUCAUCUGAUAAUUCAGUAUUAUCAUAUACUUAUCCUGGUUGUAUUGUUUAUCAAUGGGAUAUUGAUACAAGAUUAAUUAUAAAUAAAUUAGACAUGUCGAAGCUGGUACCAUGCUCGGAAAGUUUAAAAUCAAUAUCAAUUGAAGAAAAUUUAACGAGUGAAAGAUGCCAAGUAACAUCAUUAGAAACAUGCAGUAAUCAAUUGUACAUUGGUACAACAUGGGGUUGUAUUGCUGUUGCUGAAUGUGAUUCAUUGAGGCCAAUAACUGUGUUUAGACCAUUUGAGGGUAAAGUAUCACAAAUCAUUGCAUUUAAAUCAAUUGAUAAAAAACAAUUGUCACUUGUUACUGUUGGACAAGGAUACAGAAGUUUAAUAUCAAGGUACACUGAUUAUCCACUUGAUUGUUUAUUUGCUGAUGAUGAUCUUAGACACAAUAUGUACACUUUGAUUUGGCGAUCAGAACAUUGGUCUGCUGCAUAAAUUAGACUAAAUAAUAAUUCUUAAUACGUCCAAAUAUAAAAUAGUUUAAUACAGUUGACAGCCAAACAAAAUAUUUAGAGUUAAUAUUUAUA
Messenger RNA from Aphidius gifuensis, 7772 nucleotides. It is a transcript of the gene Lrrk, whose product is annotated as leucine-rich repeat serine/threonine-protein kinase 1. The transcript has 2 exons. Gene Ontology annotation, molecular function: protein binding; protein kinase activity; ATP binding. Gene Ontology annotation, biological process: protein phosphorylation. Bases 46 to 7680 code for a protein of 2544 amino acids. NCBI's taxonomy places the organism in Eukaryota, Metazoa, Arthropoda, Insecta, Hymenoptera, Braconidae. The record is from RefSeq and is a predicted model, not a curated record.